Messenger RNA from Anastrepha obliqua, 666 nucleotides. RefSeq lists its product as uncharacterized. The record is from RefSeq and is a predicted model, not a curated record. The transcript has 4 exons. Bases 1 to 666 code for a protein of 221 amino acids. Lineage: Eukaryota; Metazoa; Arthropoda; Insecta; Diptera; Tephritidae.
AUGUGGCUGCGAAGCAUUAUUGUAAUACUCACAGUAUUGCUAGUGAGACGGCUGCAGGCUUUGAUUUAUCCGAGUUCGACCACUUUAAGUCUUAUCCACUCCGUUUCAUAUCCUAUUGUCGAGUAUCUGCCCGAGCGUAGCAUACUCAUAGAUUGGUGCUUUCAAAUGGCCUACACUCUACCCAGUAAUGUUUCGGCUUUUUAUAACAUACCAAUUUGGCCUGGCUUCCAAAAUCCAAAAUCACGCAGUGUACGUGAAAGCGAAAACCCUGAAGUACAACAGCAUAUGCAGUGGUUAGAGAAAUAUAAUCGCGCAACCGGUGAAAACCAGCAUCCAAUGGAUUUGACGGCUGGUGAGCUUUACCGUGGCAUUGAAGAUUAUUUUUCCAGCUUUGGUCUACACGAGACCUGUCUUCUACGCAGCGUUUGUGAGUUGGCUCAACAUCCCUUCGAUGACAAAUACCACACUAUAAUUACCGAGUUACUGACAUUUAUAUUGACACCAUCUCUGCAUCAAGGCUUCGCUAAACACGAGAAAACGUACCAAGAAGCCUACGAAGCAGCUGAACUACAUGGUUUUCUGGGGGAAAAUUGCACUGCUUUAUAUGCUGAUUGUAAAAGAGAUAUAUUAAGUGUAGUAACCAAACUUAUAUUAAUAAAUGAUUGA